Molecule: messenger RNA, 2049 nt
Organism: Tetrahymena thermophila SB210
Lineage: Eukaryota; Ciliophora; Oligohymenophorea; Hymenostomatida; Tetrahymenidae
Exons: 5
Source: RefSeq, a predicted model, not a curated record
AUGGGAAUAAAAAUUGUGGUUUUAGCAUUUUUGAUUUUAGGUCUUGUUUUUCCAUAAGAUUAGCAAAAGAAAGAUAAUGGGAUUCUAACUUCAUUUUUGCAGCUUAAAGAAAAGCUAUCAUAGUCAUCUAAAUUUUUAGCUUUUGUAGUGAUCGCAGGAAAGUCAUGCGAAAAUUGUGAAAAAGCCCUUUUCAUAUUUUAAUAAUAUAAAAUGAACAUGGAAGGUUAUGUAAAUAGCUACUUUAUGGAUUGUGAUUAGAUGUGGGAUUAAGUAUUUGAAAGAGAGCAUUUUGCAGCUUGUGAUCCUAAAAAUUCUAAUAUUUGGCCAAUAGUUUAGUUUUUUAAGCCUCCAGCUGAAGAUUAUGAUCCAAGUGGUGAUGAUACUUCAAGCAAACGUUAGCCAGAAGUAAUUCAAUACAAAGAUGUUUUUUAAGAAAACAGAUUAAUUGACUAUUCUAAAGCAAUCAUGCCUUUAUUUGCUUAUGAAGUGAGAACUGAACAAGAUAUUUAAAAGUAAUUGGAAAAUAAAACUUUACAAAAUAAAAUAAUGCUCUUUAUAAAGGAAAAUGAAGAAAUUCCUUAUUACUUUAAGGCUUUAACUUCUCACUUUAGAUAUAAAAUUCAUUUUUGUGUUGUGAAAGCUGACCAAGAAUUGCUUGACCAGUACAAAAUAGAGGAUACACCAACAAUCUUAGCUUUUAGAUUUAUUAGACAGAAGCAAAGCUAUAAGCAAGAAAUAUAUGUGGGUCCUAAAAGAAUUUAGUCUGCAAUAACCUUUUUUAAAAAAUACUCUUCUGGUGUUGAAAAAAAAGAUAUUAAUUUAACUUAUAAGCCUAAAACAGAAAGUAGAAAGUAUAACAUAACUAUGAUACACCAAUUCAAAGAUAUUCCUUAAUAUUUUAAUAGCGAUUAGGGAGUUUUACUUUAUUUAAUUACUGACUAAACAUCUACAGAUGAUAUAUCCUUUGAAACUCUAUAAUAGAUUCAUAAAUAUUCAUCAUUUAUAGAAUAUUUUAAAACUUAUGUUGAUUCUAUCUUAAUUUACAAGUACUAUCAAAAUCAAUUGGAAGUUGAAUAAGAAGAAUUCUUUAAUUUAAAUAAACUAAAUCUUUAAGAAGACCAUCUUUUAUUCUAUCCUACUGGAAUUAAGAAUUUAAAUUCUUUCUUUAAAGUGAGAGCUAAACUUUCUAAAAAAUAAAUGAUAUCUGAGAUAUUUUCUCUGAUGGAAAAUAAAGAGGAUCUACUAGAUGAAGAAGCAAUAUAGCAUUACAUAAAGCAUGCAAUUAGUACCAAUAGAAUAGCAACAAGUCUCUUUAUAGACACCAAGGAUAAAUAAUCUUCUGAAUUGCUUUUUGUAUUUAGAUAUCUGUCAAAUUAAAAAAAAUUUAGAGACUGUUCAAGUUUUGGAGUUUAUAAAGACAUAACCAAAGAAUAUCAAAAACAUUGGUAGAUUGACAAUCUUCCUUUUAUCGUAUCUUUCUUGCAUAAUAUAGGAGAUAAUAAUUAACUUCAAACAGCUGUUUAUGACUCUGCACCUGAUUUUUCUUAUCUAGCUUUGCAUAAUUAUCUAAGUUAGCUGUGUUUCUCUAAAGAAAAGGAGAAAAUAGAAUCAGUUUUAAUUGCUGAAACAAAUAAUUAACAAAACUUUGAUAAGUAUUGUGGAAAUGGAGAAGAAUGCUUUAUUGCUUUCUUGGAUUACUCUCGUGAAAAUAAAUUUAAGAUAGAAUUGGAUCUUUUUAAAACUUUAUCAGAAAAGUUUAGGAACCAAAAGGCAGUAAAUUGGGUGUAUAUCGACGGUAGAUGCCAUAAACAACUUUUAAAAAGAAUCAAUCUUUCCGAUUAAGAUAUGCCAUAUCUUUUGUAUUACAACUCUAAAAGUUGGAAAUAUAAAAUUAUGGAAGAAAGCUUCGUUUUCUAGAAUAUGUUAGGAUUCACACAAAAGUUUAUGAGCAAAAAAAAUAAAAAAGCUGGACUAUUAAAGCUUUAGGAUGCUAUUGAUAUAGAUGAAAAGGAUUGUGAGCUUCAGAGAUAAAAAAAGUAUGAUCUCUGA